AUAAACCAUAACCCAAAAAAUAAAAAUCUUCAUCACCUUCUUUCUUAUUAAAAAAUGGCGUUUGCGAUCAGAAAGCCAAACGCCAUCGCGUUGCUCCUAACUAUCGCGUUUGCGUUCACAGUCUCUUCGACGCACGCGACACUGCAAGAAGACUUCGUGCUCUGUUUGGUGGACAACUCUGACAUAUCGUUCCCAAUCGCGGCUGCGUUCUUCACCCGCGACCUAAACGCGACGUCGUACAAGCAGGUAUUGGAGUCGACGGCCCAGAACCUCCGUUACUUGACGGCGUCAAGUCCAAAGCCCGAGUUCAUAUUCGAACCGCUGUACGAAACGCACGUUCAGGCCGCGGUUUUGUGCGCCAAGAAGCUGGGCCUGCAUUUACGCGUUCGCAGCGGUGGUCACGAUUACGAGGGAUUGUCUUACGUUUCGGAGAUCGAAACGCCGUUUGUAAUCGUGGAUUUGCGCAAGCUCCGACAAGUUGACGUCGAUUUGGACAGCAACAGCGCAUGGGUUCACGCGGGCGCCACGGUCGGCGAGGUCUAUUACAGGAUCCAGGAGAACAGCAAAACGCGUGGAUUUCCGGCGGGACUGUGCACGAGCCUCGGCGUUGGCGGCCAUAUCACCGGCGGAGCGUACGGAUCCAUGAUGAGGAAGUACGGACUCGGAGCCGACAACGUAAUCGACGCGAGAAUCGUUGUCGCCGACGGGAAAAUCCUCGAUCGAGCCGCCAUGGGAGAGGACGUGUUCUGGGCAUUGCGAGGAGGAGGAGGAGGAAGCUUCGGAGUGAUCCUCGCAUGGAAGAUCAAUCUAGUUCCGGUGCCGGAGACAGUGACUGUGUUCACCGUAACGAAGACGCUGGAACAAGACGGAACAAGGGUGCUGUACAAGUGGCAACAAGUGGCCGACAAGCUCGACGACGAUCUGUUCAUUCGUGUGAUUAUUCAGACAGCAAGUAAAAGCCCUAAGGGAAGUGAGAAGACGGUGUCGACUUCGUAUCAGGGUCAGUUUCUCGGCGACGUGAAUCGGCUUCUGCAGGUGAUGCAGAAGAGUUUCCCUGAGUUAGGGCUAACGAGGAAAGAUUGUACUGAGACCAGUUGGAUAAAAUCAGUAAUGUACAUCGCCGGUUUUCCGAGCAGCACCCCACCGGAGGCUCUGCUCGACGGGAAGUCACUGUUCAAGAACUACUUCAAAGCGAAGUCAGAUUUCGUGAAAGAGCCGAUCCCAAUCGGGGGCUUGGAAGGGCUGUGGAAGAAGCUGAUGGAAGAGGAUUCGCCAUUGACGAUAUGGAACCCGUACGGAGGGAUGAUGGGGAGGAUCUCGGAGACGGAGACGCCAUUCCCACACAGGAACGGGACGUUGUUCAUGAUACAGUGGCUGACGCUGUGGCAAGACGGGGAGAAGAGCCAAGACAAGCACAUGAAGUGGAUGAGAGACACGUACAGUUAUAUGGAACAGUAUGUUUCGAAGAACCCAAGAGGCGCGUACGUGAAUUACAGAGAUCUGGAGCUGGGGAUGAAUUACAAGGAGAGCGAUGCAAGAGAAUGGGGGAGUAGGUACUUCAAGGGGAAUUUCGAGCGGUUGGUGAAUAUCAAGGGGAAGCUCGAUCCGGAGAAUUUCUUCAGGCAUGAGCAGAGCAUCCCGACGUCGAUCGGCUUGAAUUGAUGAAUAUUCGUUCGUUGUUUGUUUAUCUUAAUGAACGAAAUGGGGGGAAAUAACAAAAGGGUAUGUAUUGUCUUAUAGGGUUUUCACUUUGUGGUUUUUGGUUUGUCUUGUCUGGAAAAAAAAAAUUACAUCAUUGAUGAAUCUAAUUACGACAGAGACGAACGAGCAUA
This is a messenger RNA of Tarenaya hassleriana, 1832 nucleotides long. RefSeq names its product berberine bridge enzyme-like 5. The transcript is spliced from 3 exons. Gene Ontology annotation, molecular function: FAD binding; oxidoreductase activity. NCBI's taxonomy places the organism in Eukaryota, Viridiplantae, Streptophyta, Magnoliopsida, Brassicales, Cleomaceae. The coding region runs from base 55 to 1662 and encodes 535 amino acids. The record is from RefSeq and is a predicted model, not a curated record.